AAAGUUACAAAUCUAAAGAAACCGUCUUAGUUUAUUUACAAAGUGAAACCGUGAGCAUUUGCAAUUGAAAUAAAAUGGUUUGUAAAUAUUAACAACGAUUCUAGUGAUCAGUGUGAGUGUGUUAGUUCAGGCAGAAUUUCCUGAUGAUCCCAAACCUUGUAAAUAUGGAGAUGUGGAAUGUAUUAAAGAAACUAUGAAUUUUUUAUUAAAGAAUAAAAUACAAGGGGCUUUGGCAAGGAUUUAACCAAAAAACACACGCUUAUUUUGCAUACCGAUUACUUGAGUGCCGUCGGUGAUUAUGAUAUAAAAGGCAAAAUUUUGAUACUGCCUAUACAGGGCAGUGGUAAAACUAAUAUAACUAUGGUUGAUGUCGAUAUAAUAAUGAAUUUUGUGGGCACGCCCCUUGAAAAAGAAGGCGUUACUUAUAUGAAUAUCGAACAACUCAAUAGCGAUGUGGUGCCCAAAAAAAUGCUGUAUAAUGUGCAAAAUCUAUUUAAUGGCGAUAAAGCUUUGGGUGAUAAUAUGAAUUUAUUUCUAAAUGAAAAUUGGAAAGAAAUUUAUGAUGAAGUAAGAGGUUCUUUAAACAAAGCAUAUGCAAAAGUUUUUAAAGAUGUUUUAAAUGCUGUUUUCUCAAAAUAUCCUUAUGAUAAAUAUUUUAGCGAUUAAAUGUAAUAAUUUCAAUUAAAAUUGACAAUAUAGUUAAUUAAGAGCAUAUGUUAAUUGAUUGCUAUCGACUUUUAUUAUCCAUUAUCAAUGACAAUUUAAUAAUUCAAUAGUAGACCGUUCAAUUCAGAAUCGUGAAUUUUUUUUUUCUAAUUUAUAACCAAUUAUUGAGCUAUUUUAUACC
This is a messenger RNA of Lucilia sericata (common green bottle fly), 847 nucleotides long. RefSeq names its product protein takeout-like. The record is from RefSeq and is a predicted model, not a curated record. The transcript has 4 exons. Bases 361 to 666 code for a protein of 101 amino acids. NCBI's taxonomy places the organism in Eukaryota, Metazoa, Arthropoda, Insecta, Diptera, Calliphoridae.